AUGGGGUCCACAGCUCAGCAGAAAAACUUCAACAAGCUAUGGACACACGCUCGUAUCUCUUCACAACCACUCCCGAGUCGGAUUGUUGAACACAAUACACACUCUCUGUCCCAACCACAGUUAGAGGAUGAUUAUCUAUCUGGAAGACCAUGCUUUGGUGGUUCUUGUUCGAGAUUCGUUCACAGAAUACGGGCCCUAGAGAGCACGGGUUAUUUGUCCCUUGCGUCUUUUACGUCUUUGCUUGUUGAGUUUGUGGCCCGGCUUGACCUCUUAGUUGAAGCAGUGGAUGAGCUCUCAGGAAUGGCUAAAUUCAAACAAGAAGCUGCAUAA
Molecule: messenger RNA, 330 nt
Organism: Striga asiatica
Lineage: Eukaryota; Viridiplantae; Streptophyta; Magnoliopsida; Lamiales; Orobanchaceae
Source: the annotation of a GenBank genome assembly